AAUUAUUGCGUCGAAGUAAAACCGUACAGAUAUACAGGUAGAACAGGUCAUAACUCAAACUUUGAUUGCUUUGUUUCGUACACUCGACAUUUACAAUUAUUCUGAUAUUGCCAUCUUAUAAGACAGACUUUACUUAGGUGAGUAAAUGUUACACAUUUAUGACGAUUAAUAGUGUUUAAGUUGAAUGUGUAGGCUACUUUAGUUGCUUUGGAAUCGUGUUUUUAAUAUCUAUACGUCUUUAAAACGUAAUGUAGACGAAAACACUGGACUGUUAAAUAUCCUUUAUCCUUUACAUCAAUCAAGACGAGUUUCGAGCACGAUUCUGUGAAGUGGCAUACAGUUUUCAAUGAAUGAAAUAAUUAUAAAGAACUCGAUAUUUCCUGAAGAGAAAGAAUUAUUUUCAUGGGACGAAAAUGCCUUAGAAGCUUUCAAAAAACUUAUAAACGAGGAAGGAAUAAAAUGUCGUAUGGAUGACAUUUUCCUUCUUGGAUUUCUUCGUGCUAAAAGUUUCGACGUGGAAAAAUCCCUCGAUUUGCUCAAAAAUUAUUAUAAUAUUAGAGUACAAUAUCUUCAAUACUUUAAAGAUCUUCUUCCUUCUAAGUUGGAGCACGCUCUGUCUCUGAAUUGUAUUCAAUUUUUGCCAAAACCUGAUCAGAAAGGAAGGUAUAUUAUGAUUAAUCAAGUAGGUAAUUGGAAAACUUCAAUUUCAAAUGCAGUUGAUUUAUUUCGUGCUUCGUUACUUUACUUCGAUUUUCAAUUAAAUUUCCACCGUACUCAAGUAAAUAAAAUUGUUUGUAUUACGAAUGCUGAAGGAUUUUCUACAUCGCAUUUUUUUCAAGUUACACCGAAAUUAAUCAAUGGAAUAGUGAAUAUUUUAUUUAAAGAUUCCAAUCAAAUUCAAUAUGAUGAAUUACAUGUUGUCAAUAUAAAUUUUAUAAUGAAAGCAGUUUUAAAACUUUUCUUACCACUUUUGCCGAGAGAGAUCAAAAACAUGUUACAUUUCCAUUCUGGUUUGGGUAAUCUGCACGAAUUCAUCAGUCCAGAGUGUCUACCCUUAGAAUUAGGAGGAAAUUUACCAAGUUUUGAUCCUACCGAAGCUAAUAACAUGAUCAAAGACAACGAAGAAUUCUUUCGAAUAAACGAAGAAUAUUUAAUGAUGUAUAAAGAAGAAAUGGGUGAAGAUUAGUGAAGAAUUAGAGUGAAUUAUUUUAUAGAAAUCGUAGACGAGAUAUUUAAUCCAGAUCUAUUUUGUAA
Messenger RNA from Centruroides sculpturatus (bark scorpion), 1254 nucleotides. Its product is annotated as alpha-tocopherol transfer protein-like. Gene Ontology annotation, cellular component: membrane. The record is from RefSeq and is a predicted model, not a curated record. The coding region runs from base 347 to 1186 and encodes 279 amino acids. NCBI's taxonomy places the organism in Eukaryota, Metazoa, Arthropoda, Arachnida, Scorpiones, Buthidae. The transcript is spliced from 6 exons. Gene Ontology annotation, molecular function: phosphatidylinositol bisphosphate binding.